Molecule: messenger RNA, 1433 nt
Organism: Strongylocentrotus purpuratus (purple sea urchin)
Lineage: Eukaryota; Metazoa; Echinodermata; Echinoidea; Camarodonta; Strongylocentrotidae
Product: decapping and exoribonuclease protein-like
Exons: 3
Coding region: 37-414 (125 amino acids)
Biological process (GO): NAD-cap decapping; nuclear-transcribed mRNA catabolic process
Cellular component (GO): cytosol; nucleus
Molecular function (GO): mRNA 5'-diphosphatase activity
Source: RefSeq, a predicted model, not a curated record
UCUUCCCUUUUAAAUCAUCCUUGGCCCAACGGCAGUAUGCGUAUGGCCUUAGGCUGGUGGGCAGCGAAUAAGAUUGCGGGCAUUCCCGAAAUCCGAUGUGGGUUGCGAGACGACAAACACAGAACCAUCAAGAGAAUCGAAACCAUAGAAACCGACAGACUGGCGACGUCUAGAUAUACUAAGGGCCGUUGGAAUCCAAAAAUUUGCAUCCGAACAAUGGAGUCUCUGCUUUCUCAGAUAAAAGAACUGGUACCAGAAGAUGAUCCAAACUCUAUUAAGCAGGCUGUUCUCAUAAUCAGGCCUGUAGAAGAGGGCCCAGGAGUGAACCGAACAUUCGAAAUCCGGGACCGGCUGCCGGAAGAUCAGUUUGUAGAGGAAGACGAGCUUCAGUGCAUCUUCGGGGGCAAUGAAUAAAAUGCGGUGAUAAUUUUUAUAUUUUGUAUUACUCCAACCAUUAAAGGGUGACUCUUUCAUUUAACCUAAUCCAACAAAAUAAACAAAUAGAAAAUACACAAUAGGGCUACAGUAAAACCUGUGUAUAAUUACCUCUCAAGGGGGAUAAGAAAGUGCUCUUUAUAGGCAGAUGAUCUUUGUGUUCAAGUUCCAUUUGUACACGUUUCAAUUAUUAAUAUUGCAAGGGAAAUGCAUGAUGAAGUCUUAUAUAAAUGUAGUCUUUACAAACAAGUAGUCUAUCUAUACAGGAGGUCGCUAGGGCAGAUAAGAUUUAACUGCACAUGGCAAAAGAAAAAUAGAAAGAAAGAAAUAAAAAGGGCUCGCGAUUCAGAACGUUGAACAUUAUUGUAUUGAGAACUAUUUCCAAAUCGUCAUUCGAGAUUCUUUUAAAAUGUCGCCAAAGUGUGAUGACUGAAGCUAAACAUCUACGAUUUUUGUCACUGUAUAGACUUGUGUAAAAAAUAUGAAAGUUCAUUUGUUACUUCUUUUUUUCGUCUUCAUAUAGAGCUGUAAUUAUGUACGAAAUAGAUGCUUUUUCGUAUAUCCAAUAUAUGGCAGGGGUGCAGUUGCCCAUCCCCUGAAAUAUCUUCCUUCGAAAAGAGGCAGUUUUUUGUUUGUUUAUAAUCAUGACUAAUAUUGCAUAACAUCUUUCCAUCAACACAUAAUCUAUGCAGAUGGCGUAUAAUGGACAAUGACCAGUGUGAUGUAUGAAAAGAAACAAAAAUAACUUUUCAUGUUUUUAAAAAAUGUGAUAAGGUUCGAUUUUGGGGGAUAAUUAUUGGAAAACUUGUUUUUAUAAUUACUCUCAUGAGCAAAAAGAUAUUAAUGAAAAAGUAUUAGUUAUAGGCCAUAUAUUGAAGAAAAAGAAAACUUUGUAAUAUACUUCAUGCAAACUUUAGGCCAAUGUCUAAUAUACAUAAUGUAUAUCCAAAUGAUUUAUUAUGGUAAAGAGUACAUUAGUAAAAGUCUGAUAUUAAUUU